Striga asiatica is the source of this 1132-nucleotide messenger RNA. Lineage: Eukaryota; Viridiplantae; Streptophyta; Magnoliopsida; Lamiales; Orobanchaceae. The record is from the annotation of a GenBank genome assembly.
UUCGAACAUUUUAAUUAGCUAUGGUUAAGAUUGAAAUAUGACUUUUUGCGUCAGAUUUACUACUUCUGCCUACAGAUAUCGACAUCAUCACUUUGGUUUUUUGACGAGUGUUACAAACUUCUGAAAAUUGAAUUAAUCGCUGUAAUUAUUUACUUGAACACCGAGGGCGAUGGCGAUUCUGUACGGGCUGGUGGCGCGUGGGACGACGGUUCUCGCGGAGUUCAGUGCCGUCACGGGAAAUACGGGCGCUGUGGUCCGCCGGAUACUGGAGAAGCUCUGCGAUACUGAACCAGCCGAGUCGAGGCUGUGCUUCUCGCAGGAUCGGUACAUCUUUCACAUCCUCCGGUCAGAUGGAUUUACUUUCCUCUGUAUGGCCAACGAUACCUUCGGACAUAUGCAUGAAUUAUGUGGUUCACUAAUGCUGAAGCCUGCUCCCCAUUUGCGAGGAAGAAUCCCAUUCUCGUACUUGGAGGAUAUUCGAAUGAGAUUUAUGAAGAAUUAUGGGAGAGUUGCUCAUGUUGCACCUGCAUAUGCUAUGAAUGAUGAAUUUUCGAGAGUGUUGCAUCAACAAAUGGAGUUUUUUUCUAGUAAUCCGAGUGCUGAUACACUCAACCGUGUCCGAGGAGAAGUUAGUGAGUAUUCAACUGCUGUGGCCCAUGUCGUGAGCCUAUUUCUGGAGAAGAUCUUUGUCACGGGACUUAUUAUGAUACCACUUUUGAUUAGUAGAUAUAAAUUGCAUUCCAGUUGUAGCUGUGCAUGGGAAGCAUUCUCUGUUUCUUAUCAGAUUUGUUUAGAAGUGUUUUUCUCAGAUAAGGUACGUACAAUAAUGGUGGAUAACAUUGACAAGAUACUUGAGAGAGGUGACAGGAUUGAGCUUCUUGUUGAUAAAACAGCAACCAUGCAAGAUAGUGCCUUUCACUUCAGGAAACAAUCAAAGCGCCUUCGUCGAGCUCUGUGGAUGAAAAAUGCCAAGCUAUUCUAUUACCUCUUAACAACGAAGAAAGAAAAAAUGAGAAAUAAAGAGGAGCAGUGGACGGGAGAGGAUGUGCAAGCUGUACGACUGGGAGCAUUGUUUCAGAGCGGUUUUGUGGAGCAACCAACGGCCGUGAAAUCCGAGUCAUCCACAGCAUAA